This is a messenger RNA of Mesocestoides corti, 309 nucleotides long. The record is from the annotation of a GenBank genome assembly. Lineage: Eukaryota; Metazoa; Platyhelminthes; Cestoda; Cyclophyllidea; Mesocestoididae.
AUGUCACAUAUUAGGAAGUAUUCAGUUUGCGUUGGCCGUGAAAGAGGUUAUAAACGCACCAAAAACGUUAAGCGCGUCAGGCCUUCAAACAGCAAAGGCCAAUCUGGGAAACAAUCGCGUCUCUCCCGAAGUCUUAUUCGGGAAAUUGUGGGCUUCGCUCCUUUUGAACGGCGAGCUUUAGAAUUGCUGAAAAACGAUCGGGAAAAGCGGGCUCUGAAGUUCUUGAAGGCUCGUGUUGGGGGCCACCGGCGCGCGAAGAGAAAGAGGGAAGAACUCAUGGGCGUGGUAAAGAGCAUGCGCCAUAAGUAG